UUUGUUUCAUCUGAAAAUGUCAGACAAAUAUUUCAGUCUCGUUAGAAGAAACUUCAAGUGAUUUGGAUCUCUAAUAUCUAACAAAAAUGUUGUAAUAUAAUCAACAAGAAGCUGUUAUAAUUUUAUAUAUCAAGCUAAAGCCUUUACAACUUCGGUAUUCAGUUAAAGAUAAUUCAAAAAUCAGUCAUCCAUGUAUGAGUUGUUUUUGCCAUAUUAUUUUUACAGCUUCAAAAGUUGAUAGAUUCAAUUCAAAACUCAAUCAUCGUUUAUAUAUACACCAGGAUGUAGAUGUUCAUAUAAUCACAUAAGAACCUAAUGUAACAAAUCAUACAUACAUACAAUAACUAAAAGGGGAAUAUGCUCAAAAGAGAGGCUGUCCACGUCAAAUUAAUAUUCAGACCAAUCAUAGAGUUGUAUUGUGCCAUGUCAUCUAUUCCUCACACCUCAAAAAUUAGUUCGAUUACAUCGAAGAAACCCAACCAUUUCACCUCGUCUCUGUAACGUUAAAAUUGUGACUCAUAAAGCUUCGGCGAUUUCAUCCAUCUCCUCCACCAAUCUCGCUCGAGUUGAUUCUCUUCUUAUACAGAAAAAUCGUAACUGAUAGUUUUACUCUCUCUCGAAUUGAUAGAGAUUUUGAAUCGCCUCAUUGUUAAUUUCUCCGAGAUAUAAUGGAUAUCGUGUAUGACUCUCUGUGAAACAGAUGUUAAAAUCACAGAGAGUGAAGCAUUUGAGAUUUUGAAGAUGGCAAAUCAAAUCAGCGGAUCAAGCUCUUGCAAUGGAAGAAGCUCUUCUCUCGUAAAUGGUAAGGUCAGAUAUGGAAGAGAAGAAGCUUGCAGACGAUAGAGUCAGCGAUGAGCAAGUAAAGAUAACUGAAUUGAUGGUUUCUGAUGUUGAUGCGAGGGAUACCGAAGAUGAGGUCUUUGAGGAAGCUAUCGACAGUUCGAAGCCUGAAUCUUUCCAAGCCGAUGAUGGGUUACACGAGGAUUUGCCUUCAGAGGAAGUGAAAGUGCCAGAGGUUAAUGGAGAGAGCCAUGGUGAGGCAAACCUGCAACAUAUAGCUACGGGAGAGGCUGUACCAGGUUUUGUGACUUCCCAAAUGAAUGGUGAUGAAGGGGAAGCAGGUGUAAGGAAUGUCAGCGAGACAGCUACACUUUCUUUUUCUGAAAAUGGAAUCGUCUCCCCUGAGAAGAAAGCUGUUCUCCUCUCUUUCGGGUCAGAGAAGAAGCUUGGAGAUGAUAGAAUCAUCCAUGACCAAGUAGAGAACAAUAUAUUACUGGUUUCUGAUGUUGAUGCGAGGGAUACCUAUGAUGAGGUCUUUGUGGAAGCUAUUGACGGUUUCCAAGCCGAUGAUGGGUUGCACGAGGAUUUACCUUCAAAGGCAACUCCUGAACAUUCCAUGGAUGAUCUGGAAGAAGAGAAUAUCAAUGACAAGGAAGUGAAAGAUUCCAAGGUUAGUGGAGAGACCCAUGGUGAGGCAAACCUGCAACAUAUAACUGAGGGAGAGGCUGCACCAGGUUUUGUGACUUCCAAAAUGAAUGGUGACGAGGGGGAAUCAGGUGCAGAGCAUGUGAACGAGAAAGUUACAUGUUCUUUUUCUGAAAAUGGAAUCGUCUCUCCUGAGAAGAAACAGCUGGUGGCUGAAGUGAUCGAGGAAACAAGGAAUGAUGGUACUGAAGAGGAAAACAAGGAGGAAAAUGUUGAUGUAUCAGCUGGUAUGGAAACAGAACAAGAGGCUGGGAAACGUGAAGGAUCAGAUAAGGAUUGCUUUGAGAAUGAGUCUGGGGCACAAAGAAAUGGUGAGACUGUUGCCGAAUACAACACUGUUAAAUAUGCUUCAGGUGAUAGCAUUCAAGUAGCUUCGGGUGAGAAAUCCUUGAAUGAUAGUAUUGAAGUAGCUUGCGCUGGGACCUCAUCUCCAUUGGAGGUGGAAUAAGCUGUAAGGAUGUUACAGAGAUUGGUAGCAACAAGUUAUAGUUUUAUUCUUUGUUUAUUCUCUGCAGGUGGAGACCUGGUAUUGGCAAGACUCAGAUUGGGUAAGAUAUGCUUCACUUCACGUUAGUGCAAUCACUAUAUAAUCUACCUCUUCACAUCCAAUUUUGCUGAGUAGAAGAACUACGAUGUAGAAUCUAUAUUUCCCCGGUCAUACCAAUGUCAUCAACUCUGGAUCAAGAAGGGUAAGUGACAAUUACUUCUAGGAACCAUCUCAGAGUGUAUUGGCAACUGGUCUCAGCUUAAAAAUCUGUAAGUUGAUUAGCAAAUGGAAACUAAAGCAGGACUCAUGUUUAAAGCGAUUUUUUUUUUGAUAAGACUGGUAUAAGCAUCAUCCCAAAUCUUAUCCAGAAACGGCAUCAAUACCCUGUAUUUUCUGAUGUUUCAGUGACCAUUUCUAAAAGCCAUGUGUCAGUGACUUUCACCGAUUGUAACGACUUGGUGUAACUGUGUGCAGGCACAAUAGAACACAAACUGUGUGUGAUCUGGCGUGUAGAAAAGGACUUGACGUCCUCGACCUUCCACCUGAUAUCCAACCACACUUGAGAAGGAGUACUUCAAGAACCAUCAUUGUCUCUAAAAUCGUACAUGGGAAAACUCUCCAUAAGUUUGGGGCAUGUAACUGGUACACACUGAUACGUACUCCUGCAGGAUAUGUACAUUCUUAUAUGUUCAUUUUCUUCAUCAUAUUUAGAUUAAAGGGGCAGUAACCUUGAAGAAGAUGAUAGGGAUGGGUUUUCCUUUGUUAGACGUGAUAUACCCGUAACCCGCCACUAGCGCCGAAAAGCCUUCUGGCUAAGGUUGUGAAGUUGUUCAGCCGUCUACUAAGCUUCUGCCAGUUGCUCCGAUGGGAGUUGUUGGUCGGAGGUGAUUGUAUCUUUCACAUAAUUGGAAUCGCACAUGACAAAUCAAGUUGGCUUCUCGAUGCUUCCUGCAGUCAUUUAUGAAAGCUCAUGGAUCUCUGAAGAUAUCAGCAAUUGGGAAUUGGUCAGUUCUCUUACAGUGUCAGAUGACUUUCUGUGCUGCUAUUGUGCCAAAUACCAAACGUAUCAGUGUUAAACUUAGUAAAGCUAAUACAAUCCAAUUUUUCUUCUUUGUAUGUGUUCUUUACAUUAAAAGAACAAGAUUCUACGGUGAGAUCGAGUUGAGAUACCUCAUCGGCAAAACCUUGAUGGAACCAUUGUUAUAUGCUUCUUCUGAGUUAUCUCUGGCUACAAGAUUCUGAAAUCGUAACUUGAAGCUCCAUGGUAUAGACCCAAAACAAUGUGUACGUCAAAAGCUAAUGUGCCACAUAAUUUUUUUUGUUAUGUUUGGUGUAAAACCACACUUUUUUCUUACGUCUAUUAUCUCCAAAUUGUCUGGUUGAUAUAUAGCUUACAUAGUUUCUCAAAUUUUGGCAUUCUUUUUACUA
Molecule: messenger RNA, 3400 nt
Organism: Brassica napus (rape)
Lineage: Eukaryota; Viridiplantae; Streptophyta; Magnoliopsida; Brassicales; Brassicaceae
Product: translocase of chloroplast 120, chloroplastic-like
Exons: 5
Coding region: 800-1933 (377 amino acids)
Source: RefSeq, a predicted model, not a curated record